Messenger RNA from Chrysochloris asiatica (Cape golden mole), 1089 nucleotides. RefSeq names its product NudC domain containing 3 (gene NUDCD3). Gene Ontology annotation, biological process: protein folding. Bases 1 to 1089 code for a protein of 362 amino acids. Lineage: Eukaryota; Metazoa; Chordata; Mammalia; Afrosoricida; Chrysochloridae. The record is from RefSeq and is a predicted model, not a curated record. The transcript is spliced from 6 exons. Gene Ontology annotation, cellular component: cytoplasm.
AUGGAGCCUGGGGCAGCCGAGUUGUACGACCAGGCCCUUCUGGGCAUCUUGCAGCACGUAGGCAACGUGCAGGACUUUCUGCGGGUGUUUUUCGGUUUCCUCUAUCGCAAGACCGACUUCUACCGGCUGCUGCGCCACCCGUCCGACCGCAUGGGUUUUCCGCCGGGAGCGGCCCAGGCCCUGGUGCUGCAGGUGUUCAAAAGCUUCGAUCACAUGGCUCGUCAGGAUGAUGAAAAGAGGAAAAAGGACCUUGAAGAGAAAAUCAAAAGAAAGGAAGAAGAAAAGGCAAGAACUCUAGCAGCUGCCACGACUGAGAAGGAGCCAGUCCCUGCGCCGGUUCAGGAAGUAGAGGUUGAUUCCACUACGGAGUUGGAGGGGCCUUUGGAGGGGCCUGUGGAAGUGGAGCCGGUACAGACUCCAGGCACACAGGGGGCGGAGCUGGAGGGGGCAGAACCUUCUGGAGCAGUUUCUGACCCUGCUGAAGUCCCCAGGGAACCACCAGCCCUUCCCAAGAGACAGGAACAGUUCCAGAGAAACCCGGACAGUUACAACGGUGCCGUCCGUGAGAACUACAUCUGGUCGCAAGACUACGUGGACCUGGAAGUUAAGGUGCCUGUGCCCGAGCACAUCGUGAAAGGGAAGCAGGUCUCAGUGGACCUCAGCAGUGACUCCAUCCGAGUGGCAGUGAAGGAGGGAGACAGAGAGCAGGUCCUCAUGGAAGGGAAGCUCACCCACAAGAUCAACACCGAGAGUUCUCUUUGGAGCCUGGAGCCAGGGAAGUGUGUUUUGGUGAACCUGAACAAGGUGGGCGAGUACUGGUGGAGCGCCAUCCUGGAGGGUGAGGAGCACAUUGACAUUGACCAGAUCAACAAGGAGCGCUCCAUGGCUACCGUGGACGACGAUGAGCAUGCCGUGCUGGACAGGCUGACCUUCGACUACCAUCAGAAGCUGCAGGGCAAACCGCAGAGCCACGAGCUGAAAGUCCAUGAGAUGCUGAAGAAGGGAUGGGAUGCAGAGGGCUCCCCCUUCCGAGGCCAGAGAUUCGACCCUGCUAUGUUCAACAUCUCCCCUGGGGCGGUGCAGUUUUAG